Condylostylus longicornis is the source of this 5770-nucleotide messenger RNA. RefSeq names its product phosphatidate phosphatase LPIN3 (gene Lpin). The transcript is spliced from 13 exons. Gene Ontology annotation, molecular function: phosphatidate phosphatase activity; transcription coactivator activity. Lineage: Eukaryota; Metazoa; Arthropoda; Insecta; Diptera; Dolichopodidae. The record is from RefSeq and is a predicted model, not a curated record. Gene Ontology annotation, cellular component: nucleus. Bases 507 to 3605 code for a protein of 1032 amino acids. Gene Ontology annotation, biological process: fatty acid catabolic process; cellular response to insulin stimulus; positive regulation of transcription by RNA polymerase II.
UUGAAUACUCAAAACUUUGUUCGGCAGUUAGCAGGAAAAUUGAAUUUCUUUGUGUGAAUAAAAGUGCAAAAUAUUUUAAAUUUAAAUGCUUGAAUAAGAUAAUAAGAGUUUGAGUGAUAUUAUAAAGUGAAAAAUAAGCUAAAGUAUUUCGUAUAGGCUGGAAAAGCAUUCAUAUAUUGUAUUUAAAGGUUUAUUGUGAUUCAUGGUGAAUUUUUUCCUCAACAUAUUAGGACAGAAAUUUUAUGAAGUUUAUGAAUUCGCUGGACGAAUAAAAAUUCUGGAUUGAUUUUGAAUGUUGUACGCUUGGAAGCUAUAAAGUUUUAUUAAUUCAGGGAGAAAAUGAAAUAAAAAGAAUAACUACAUGAUGCUAACAUACUGAUUUAUAAUUGGAUUACAAUAUUUAAACUGUAGUUAAUGAACAAUUAAAAUAAUUGCACAAGAUUAAAACAAAAACAUUUAAUUUUAAAAACUUAACUUAACAAAGAUUUGCAAUAACUAUCUUCAAAAUGAAUAGCUUGGUGAGAGUUUUCAGUAAUUUCAAAGAUUUUUAUAGUGAAAUUAAUGGUGCUACUUUAACUGGUGCCAUUGACGUCAUUGUCGUUGAACAACCCGAUGGCGAGUUUUUAUGUUCCCCUUUUCAUGUCCGUUUCGGUAAGCUCGGGGUAUUAAGAAGUCGAGAGAAAAUUGUUGAUAUUGAAAUAAAUGGUGAACCAGUUGAUAUACAUAUGAAAUUAGGAGAGUCUGGGGAAGCUUUUUUUGUUGAAGAAUGUCCAGAGGAAGAAAUUGAAGAAUUACCAGAUAAUUUGGCAACGUCUCCUUUACCGAGUAAUGAUUUUACCAGUUUGGAUGACGUAAAAACUUUAAGUACUACUAGUGAUAUACCAUUGCCAAUGCCAAUGCCUAGGCGUAAUUCAAUUGACUUGUCAAAAGAUUGUAACGAAGAUAAAAAAGAUUUACUUUCUCUUGAAAAUCAGGUGUCUGACUAUAAGACUAGAAGGCAUACAGAUAACACUCUAGAACGCAGAGAAUUAAGUGCAAAACUUAAAGAGUUUACUACACAAAAAUUAAGACAAGAAUGGGCUGAACAUGAAGAACAACUAUUCCCAACUGAAGUUGGUGGAGAUGUUGUGAAGGAAUCCGACACAAAAAUAAUAAUCCAUUCAUCCGCCGAAGACAAAGGCAUUGACGAAAAUGAGUUGACUGAUUUAGCAAAUAAUAAUAAAUUUAAUAAAAUAGAAAACAAAAAUAAUACCAAAGAAAAACAAAUAAGAGAUGCUAAUAAAACUAGUAGCGAACCAAUUGCUAUUGAACAAAACAACAAAACACAGUAUCAACAAUAUGCUAAAGAUGAAUCAAAAUCAAAAAAGAAACGUCGUAAGAAGAGUCAAAUGAAGAAAAAAAAUUCACAAAGGAAAGAAUCAUUAAGCAGUUCAGUUGAAAAUACUGUAAGUCCGAUAAUUGCUAAUCCCAUAAAUACUCAACCGGUGGAAAUUGAAAUUGAACCAGACGCAACCUCAAAUAAUACUAGUGGCUCAUCAAACGAUGAGUCGUCUUCUCGUAAUGAGGAAGCAUCUAACAAAAGUUCUGAACUAAAAACAGCUACUGGUAAUGAUGUUACAAUGAUGGAUUCUUUAACGAUUUCUAACACGACCACAACUUCAAUUACAGCCGAUAAUAAAUUAAAUUCACCAAAUCGUUUACGUGAACUAGAUAUACAUUUCUUUAGUGAUACCGAAGUAGGAAAUUCGAAUUUCAGUCCAAGGGAUUCGAGGCCUUCAUCUCCAAUUCAAAGUGACACAGAAUUUGAAAUUUCACAGCAACGUGAAAAAGACAAAGAAAAUUCAAUUCCCCAAAACGCUUCGUGGAAAUGGGGUGAAUUACCUCAAACUCAAACGAAUGAGCAAAAAGAUGAACAACAAUCUCAAAGGAAUUCAAUGUUAAGCGGCAUGUUCAGUUUUAUGAAGAAAACUAAUAAAAUUCGGAAAUGUUCAACUGAUGGUGGAGUGUACUUGUCGGAAAUUGAUGCUGAAUCAAUGGAUCCUGAAAUGGCUGCACUAUAUUUUCCAUCAAUAAAUAAAAAUUUAUCGAUGAAUACAAAUGAGGAUGAUCAAGAAAGUGGUAAUGGUACAUCAUUACCACAUAGUCCAAGUUCAAUGGAAGGACCAAAGAGUUUAGAUUCAGAUUAUGAUGAAGGAAAACCUCUCGAUAAUAAAUAUAUAGACUUCGUUGCAUUAUCCGAUUGCGGUGGUAUAGAAAAAGGUGGACCAACUGAUGAAGAAUUUAAUAGAAAUUUGGUAAAAUAUUCCGAUGUAUGUCAAAAUCCUAGUCUAUUUUCCUCACCAAACUUAGUAGUACGUUUAAAUGGUAAAUACUACAACUGGACUGCUGCAUGCCCCAUCAUAAUGACAAUUAUAACAUUCAAGAAAGCGUUACCUAAUGAUGUUAUUGAACAAUUGAUGAAUAUUCCAAAAAAUAACAUUGAUGAGAAAAUCGAUCAAGCAAUGUCAGAAACGACAACACAAGAAACAAAACGUGGUUAUUCCUGGUGGUACUGGCGUAGAUCAGGUGCUGGCGUAGACAAGCCCCCAACUUUAAAGGAUGACGAACAUAAUAUUAAAAAUGAAGUUGAUUUAAAUGCAGUAGGUACGCAAACAUCUCGAACUAAUUCGCCAGAUGAGAACAAAUCAACAAAUAUAUUAAGUACAAGUGAAAAUUCUGAUCUCUUAAGGACAUAUAAUACUUCUAUCGACAGCAUUAAGGGUGAAAAGUAUAAAAAAAGUUUACGUUUAAGUUCUGAUGCUAUUAAACAAUUAAAUUUAAAACCUGGAGUAAACGAAAUAGAAUUUAGCGUUACAACUGCGUAUCAAGGAACUAGUCGUUGUAAAUGCUACCUAUUCCGUUGGAAACAUAAUGAUAAAGUCGUUAUUUCUGACAUUGAUGGCACAAUAACAAAAUCAGAUGUCCUUGGACACAUACUUCCAAUGGUUGGGAAGGAUUGGGCACAAAUCGGUGUAGCGCAAUUAUUUUCAAAAAUUGAAGAAAAUGGAUAUAAAUUAUUAUAUUUGUCCGCGCGUGCAAUUGGCCAAUCUCGUGUUACCCGAGAGUAUUUACGUUCAAUUAGACAAGGUGACGUACAGCUACCAGAUGGCCCUUUAUUGCUAAACCCAACGUCAUUAAUAUCAGCAUUUCAUCGUGAAGUUAUCGAACGUAAGCCAGAGCAAUUUAAAAUCGCUUGUUUAUCUGAUAUUCAAGCGCUCUUUCCUGAUAAAAAUCCAUUCUAUGCUGGUUAUGGAAAUAGAAUUAAUGAUGUUUGGGCCUAUCGAGCUGUUGGUAUACCAAUAAUGAGAAUAUUUACAAUAAAUACUAAAGGAGAGUUAAAACAUGAAUUAACUCAAACAUUCCAGUCCUCAUAUUGCAGUAUGACAUAUAUUGUAGAUCAACUAUUUCCUCCAAUACGAGAUGAUGAAGUAUCAGCCGAAUUUUCAAAUUUUAAUUAUUGGCGUGAACCAGUUCCUGAAAUUGAGUUAGAUACAGAUAUCAAUGAUUUAACUUUGUGUCGUACAGCUCCUAAUCGCUCCUCUCUCCCUACUAUAUCCGAGAAUUAAGCAAUGAUAAAAAAAAACAUUAAUUUGAUAAUUACAAAAAUAAGAUGGAUAAAAAUUUGUUCAUAAUUUAAAUAAAAAGUAGUCCAAACUUUUAUUUCAGUAUCAUUCGAAGAAAUUCCCUAUGGAAGAAAUCAAAGUUUGUUUUCCUUUUUUAAAUAUAUUUUUUAUUACUUAAAAACGCAUAUAAAAAUUAAAGAAUUGCUAUGAAAACAUACAUAAAACUGUAAAUUAAAAUAAAUUUUCUCAUAGCUUAAACAUAUUACAAUAUACCGUAAAUAAAACAAUUAUUAUUUAUUUAAAUAAUUUUCGAAAAAAUGUAACUUUAGUCUGAAAUAAAAUGUAGUAAGCCUUGUUAUGUCCUAAUAUUACUCAUUAUAUCUACUUAACCAGGUUAAAGUGCAUUGUUUCUCUAAUAUGUAAACCGAUGAAAAACUAAAUCUGAUAAAACCAACCAUUAUUUUUUUAAUUAGUUUGCUUUUAUCAUUAUUAAUUAAAAAAUAAAUAGAAUAUUACUUUUACUUAGCUAUAUAGAUAGAUGUUCACAGCAUUAUUAAAUUGUACCCAUGUACCCAUGUAGAAAACUUAAACAAAAUUAAAAAUUUCAUUAAGAAAUAAAUCAAAAAGAAUAUUAAUAUAGGUUUAAAGUUCUGUUUAAAAAAUAUAAAGUAAGCCAAUAAAAAAUCUGCUUUAUUUAAUUUAUUUGAUAUAAAUUCCGAUAAUUAAUGUGUUUCAGAAAUAUCAUAUUUAAAUUCUUUUUAAAAAGUAAAUAGCAAGUUUAACUUUGAAGAAAUUUGGCUCAAAUUUUGACCCAUUAUACACCAUUAAAUUUUAUUGAACCAAAAUAUUGACGCUUAGAGUCGUAAUUAGGAAUUAUUGCAUUUUGUGCACCGUGAAUUUUUAAAGUAUGUAUGUAAAAAAAUCAACCUUUGUUUUUUAAAUAUCAGUAUCUCAGUAUCGAUUAAUUUUAGUUAAAUUUGAAUUUUUUUUUGCAAUUUUAUCAUUUGUAGAAAAGGCAUAGCAAGUAUCACGAUGAGUUCAAUUUUUUCUCUUUGCCAAAAUUAAUAAAUAUACAUAUUUAUGCCUAACAAUUCCAAACAAAGAUUUAUCUUGUAAAAUUUAUUUCUAUACUAAAUACCUUUUAACUAUGCAUGCUUCUAGGACAUUCACAGAAACAAUAGCUUUUAAAAAUUUUUUUUACAUUUAAGUUUUCUGCUUCAUAGAUGAACGGUUCCCGUAAUUUUGAGGUAAAGUCUAUCAAAAAAAAUUUACCUCUAAAUUUAAAAUACAAAUUAAACUAAUAGAACUAAGCCCCACAUAUAUAUGUAUGUAUUCAAUUAAAAAUUCAUAAUCAGGAAUGUAAUAGAUAGAACAAUUAAAUGCAUAACUCUUAAAUAAGAGUUCUUUGUUUUACUUAAUAUCUAUUUAUUUGGAUAUCUCUCUGCAUUCUACGUACUUCCAUAAAAAAUAGAGGAGAUUAAAUAUUUCAUCUUUAUCAAAUAUAUAUAAGAUGUGAAGAAAAAUAUUGGCGCGAAGUGUUAGAAACAUAUAAACCUUAUAAUAAAAUUAGACUAAAUUCUGGAUCGAUGAUGAUAAACGGAAUGAAUUGAAGUAAUUUCAUGCGUAUAAAAAAGAAUAGCAAUCAUUGAAAUUUAUCAGCAAAAUAAUAUUAAAAUAUGCAGCUUAUUCUCUUAUUCACGAGUUAAAAAAAAAUGCCACAUGCAUAACCCUUAUUCGGAAAUUACUUGAAAUUUUAAAAUUAUAACUUAAUCAUGUACAAAAAGUAAUGCAUGUUAGUUAAUACCGUUUCUCGCGAAGAUACGAAUUGAAUAAACGGGUCAAAUGAAAAUAAUUACCAUUAUUUCUUAAAAUGGAAUACAUAAAUAGAAUUUAAAACCUUCGAGUAUCAAUUCCACUUAUGAACUUUUGGUUUAAAAUUACUUUUAUUUUUUUGAAAUUAAAAGAAAUCUUUGAAUGUCUUAUAGUUUUGCUGAAAUUUUUAGCAGAAUGCAUUUUUUUUGGAAUUAUUUUCAAAUUAUAUUACAAAUAAAUAUUAAAUACAUUAUACAGAAAUAUAUGUAUGUACUACGUUGUACUAUAAAAAUAAUUUAUUAAUAAAAAAAUACAUAAUGUAAUACUAUAUACUAUAUACAUAUAUAUGUAAUGCA